CUGAUUGGACGAGUGGAGCGCAGUGGUUCCGGGAACCCGCCGAUCGCUGAUUAGACGGGCAUUAUUGUGUCGAGCGCGUAGCGAACCGCAGUGAAAAUCGCCGAUUUUUCGCCACGCUAUUGGCCAGAGCGAACGAACCCCAAUCCGCCAGACCCGCCAAUCAGAGUGCGUUUUUUCCGGGUGCGGAAUGGUGAGCCACUUGCCGGCGCAGCAGGGUGAUAAUUUGACAAAAGCCGUCAAGGUCGAGCAGGAAAUCUGCACCAAUGCCGAUCCCGAUGGCGUUCAGUUGCUUAAUUUUGGUGAAGAUGAUCAAAUGGAGAUACAAGGGUUUACCUUCAGUGAGUUGAGGGCGCGGCUGUGCCUCAUUUUCCAUGUGGCAACGCUGGGGAUUUUGCGGCUAAUUUUCCACUGGUACCCGAUCGUGCACCUGAAGUCCACCCACCGCCGGUGCAGUUUGUCCGUGGCCCAAAAGGCGCUGAU
Messenger RNA from Dendroctonus ponderosae (mountain pine beetle), 480 nucleotides. Its product is annotated as probable cation-transporting ATPase 13A5. The record is from RefSeq and is a predicted model, not a curated record. Lineage: Eukaryota; Metazoa; Arthropoda; Insecta; Coleoptera; Curculionidae.